UAUACAAAUUAUUUGAUUUAACUUUUUUUUGUUAAUUGGACAGAUGGCUUGUGGUAGUAGUAGUAGUAUGCCGGUUCUUGUGAGAAACAAGAAAGUUGCAAAAAAUGUUGCUGGUCAAAGACAAGAUGUGGGAUGGCAAUAUAGCACUCCCGUAAACGAUGGAUCAAGAAAGAUCAAGUGCAACUAUUGUCAUAAUGAGUAUAACGGCGGUGUUUUUUUCGAUUUAAGCAUCAUUUAGUAGGGACAAAUAGUAAUGUUGAACCCUGCAUAUCUGUUCCUGAUGAAGUUCGCAAUGAAAUGUGGACCAUUGUUCAUAAAUUGCAAACUCAACUCAUCAAGAAGAGAACUCUAAAUGAAGAUGUAGUAGAGGUUGAUGUAGAAGAUGGUAAAAGAAAAAAAUCUGACUCUUCAAGUCUUGCAAUUAUUUUCAAAAGGAGGAUAACUUCUCAGUCAACUAUCAAUGAUGCUUUUAAGAAAAAAGAAAAAGAGGAUACUGACCUACAAGUUUCAACUUAUUUUUACAACAAUUCUAUCUCCUUUAACGUUGUAAAAGAUGAAGAAUUUAUAAAGAUGUGUGAAAUGAUUGCCCGAUAUGGUAAAGGAUAUAAGCCACCAUCUUAUCAUGACAUUCGAGGUAAACAUUUAAAGACAAAAAUUGAGUCAAUAAAUAGCAUAUUGGUGGAGCAUAAAGUUGCUUGGAAAAAAUUUGGAUGUACAAUAAUGAAUGAUGGAUGGACUGAUCAAAAGAGGAGAACUAUCAUAAACUUUUUAGUCAAUAGUUCUAUGGGAACUUUCUUUUUAAAAUCAAAUGAUGCAUCUGGCAUUUCAAAGACAUCUGAUAAAGUUUUCAAAAUGCUGGAUGACAUCGUUAAGGAAGAGGGGGUAGAAAAUGUUGUUCAAAUUAUAACAGACAAUGCUGCAAACUACAAGUUGGCUGGACAAAUGUUGAUGGAAAAGAGGAAUAUGCUUUAUUGGACACCUUAUGUAGCUCAUUUUAUUGAUAUAAUGUUAGAGGAUUUUGAGAGCAAUAUACCUAUGCAUAAGGAGAUUAUUGCUUCGGGUAAAAAGAUCACAACUUACAUUUAUGCUAGGACGGGUCUUAUAACUUUGUUGCAUCAUUAUACUGCAGGAGGUGAAUUGAUAUGACCUGGUGUCACUCGCUUUGCAACAUCAUAUUUGUGUUUGGGUUGCUUGAAUGAUAAGAAGGGAGAAUUGUAUAGGAUGUUCACUUCUAAGGAAUGGAAGGAUAGUAAAUUUGCCAAGACAAAAGAUGGGAAAUUGGUUAAAAAUAUAGUCACAGAUAUGUAUUUUUGGAAGAAUUUGGUUAUUUGACUUAAGGGUGCUUUUCCAUUACUUAAAGUCUCACGUAUGGUGGAUUCUGAUGAGAAGCCAACCAUGGGCUAUAUCUAUGAAGCAAUGGAUCAAGCAAAAGAGCAAAUUCAAACUAGCUACAAUAUUAAGAAAAAAAGCUACCAACCUUUAUGGAAGAUUAUAGAUAACAUAUGGGACAAACAGUUGCAUAGGCCUUUGCAUGUUGCGGGUUACUAUCUUAAUCCAAUGUUGCAUUACAAACCUAAUUUCAAAGCAGAUAAUGAAGUUAAACAAGUGAUGUAUGCAUGUUUAGAAAGGAUGAUGGGAGGAGACAUGGGUAUGGUGAAUAAAAUUGAUGGUCAGCUUGAGAAUUUUAAGAGUAAAAAACGGUU
Molecule: messenger RNA, 1703 nt
Organism: Vicia villosa (hairy vetch)
Lineage: Eukaryota; Viridiplantae; Streptophyta; Magnoliopsida; Fabales; Fabaceae
Exons: 2
Coding region: 298-1146 (282 amino acids)
Source: RefSeq, a predicted model, not a curated record